UAGCAUCAUUUUAACCCACGUGAGCCUUUCUGGCACCCAGUCUGCUUAUUAAAGAAGUCAUAGUGGGGGAGCAUUCCGAAAGUUACACGGGAACUGCUUCCAACUGUGUAAAAGGAGAGACAUCGCCUUCCUUGUUCUCUCUGGCUCACACAACUGUCAAAUUCGCCGAGCCGAGAGUACGCUGCCAGCAGCCACCAUGUUGCACGCCAUCCUGCUCGUUCUCCUCAGCAUCGUCUUUCUCAUAGUCGGAAUUCUCACGAAGACAUUUACCUUCUGGAAAGGGAAGGGCAUUCCAUACUUGUCUUUUUUCGAAUACAUCCGAGCAGUUCGUGAUAACUUCACAGGAGAGCUCAAUAAAGUUGCUCUCCGAAAUUACAAGCGCUAUGGCCGGUUAUACGGGUCAUACCAGGGCCUCAUACCGAGCCUUGUUGUUGCUGACCCAGAUGUUCUGAGAGAAAUUUGUGUGAAAGACUUCAAGUCCUUCGUCAACAAGUCCGAUGACAAAGUAUCGGGAAAUAGCCUUUGGGACCAAAUGGUCUUGCACCAGCAAAACGAAGAAUGGAAAAAUACACGUAGCUCGUUGUCUCCAAUGUUCACAACGGCCAAAUUGAAAUCGAUGGUGCCAAAGAUGACCAAGACAAUGGACAGAUUUACAAAGUUGCUCCUGGCGAAGCUUAAUACGAGGCAGCCAGCGAAUCUCUGUCAAUUGCUGGAAAAGUCGGCCAUGGACUUGUACACAUCACUGAUCUUUGAUCUGGACAUUGACAGCCACGUCGACACUGAACAUCCAAUGCUCAAAUGCUACAGUGGCUUUCUCAGUGCCCCGGGUGGCUGGAGACUUCUCAUGAUGACCACACUCCCCAGACUUUUCAAGGCAUUCAGGGUGGAAUUUCCAAACAAAGGCGACUCCCAGUACGCGUUGGAUUUCACGAAACAUCUAAUUGAACGGCGGCUACGUGCAAACGAGAAACAUGAUGAUGCACUCCAAAUGUACAUGGACACUAAGAUGCAGCAAAAUGGAAAAGGAGGUGUUCAACUACCAGAAUCUGCCAUGAACGACAUCUCAGCUCAGUGCAUGUGCCUGUUUAUCGCUGGGAGCGACUCUAUAGCUCUGACUGUGACAUGCGCGGCAUACUCGCUGGCUCUGCACCCAGGCAUUCAAGAGGCGGUGAUAAAAGAAGUUGACGCCGCGGACGAGGCCACGUACGAAACUCUUACGGUCAAUGGUACUUCUCGACGCUGUGGUCAGCGAAACGCUGAGGAUGUACUCACCGACGUCAGUGCUCACGAGGAUAUGCUCGCAAAGCACAACGAUCGCUGGAGUCCGUUUCACGCCUGGUAUGCGCGUAGAGAUUCCCGCGCACGCGAUGCACUACGACCCUGAAUUUUUCCCAGAACCAGAGAGCUUCAAGCCACAAAGGUUCCUGCCGGAGCACAAGGAUUCGAUCAACACUUACACGUAUCUUCCAUUCGGAGUGGGUCCUCGAGUUGCAUCGGCAUGCGCAUGGGCAUGGUACAAGUGAAGUACAUUCUCUACCGCCUCCUGCAGAACGUUACCUUCGAACCCUGCGCCGAAACAC
This is a messenger RNA of Rhipicephalus microplus (southern cattle tick), 1580 nucleotides long. RefSeq lists its product as uncharacterized. Lineage: Eukaryota; Metazoa; Arthropoda; Arachnida; Ixodida; Ixodidae. Gene Ontology annotation, molecular function: oxidoreductase activity, acting on paired donors, with incorporation or reduction of molecular oxygen; iron ion binding; steroid hydroxylase activity. The record is from RefSeq and is a predicted model, not a curated record.